GAGUAAGUAAUUUUGCAAUUCUAUUAUAAUACUUAUACGAUCAAAAACAAAAUAUAUAAAAUAUAUAAAAUACUACCAAAUGGGGAAUGAUGGAGGGACUAUUGCUAAGCGUCAAGAUAUCUUAUCGUUGCAUUCACUGCUUCGGAAUUUAGAAUCAAGGCAAGAAUUACUUAAUGAAAAUGAAAGUACACUACUAACAACUUGUGCUAUAUCUUCAUUACCAUUAUAUUCUACAAAGGGUCAUAUUGUACCUAUAGUAGGAGAUUAUAAGGGGAAACUUUAUAUAAAAGAAAAGAUCUUGGAAUAUAUAAUUAAAAGGAAAAUAGAUAAAUCAUUACCUAAUCCAGCAUUUGCUCAUAUUAAUUCUUUAAAGGAUUUAAUAGAUGUUACAAUUCAAUGGAUAUAUCAAGAUGGGGUAUGGAUAAUUCAAUGUCCUGUAACUAAAGAACUGAAGGCUUCUAAGGCAACAUAUGCAUAUUUACGUCCUUGUGGAUGUGUAAUGUCUAACAAAGUAUUGGAAGAAAUAUCUAAAACUUCAUCAAAGGAACUUCCAUAUGAAAGUCUAUGUCCUGUUUGUGAUAAACUAUUUAACUUUAAUUAUGAUAUAGUUAUAAUCAACCCAUUGAACAAUGAAAAGAGUAGUAAAUUUAAUGAAACUAAUUAUAGAUAUAUUAGUGAAGUUUUAGGUUUGACUCAUAGUAAAGAUAUUAAGAAGAAGAAAUCAAAAUCUAAGCUGGUGAAUAAACGAAAAUUACAAGAAGUUGACGAAUCAGAAGCUAAAAAACUGAAGAGUCAUGCGUAAUGAUUAAAAAGUAUUUAGGAAGACAUUAUAUAGUAAUAAUGACGUAUAUUGUCAGAGGUGAUGUUUAAUAUAAUUUUAAAUAAUGAUUUUAAUCAAUUAUA
Molecule: messenger RNA, 903 nt
Organism: Scheffersomyces amazonensis
Lineage: Eukaryota; Fungi; Ascomycota; Pichiomycetes; Serinales; Debaryomycetaceae
Exons: 1
Coding region: 80-802 (240 amino acids)
Biological process (GO): mitotic DNA replication termination; site-specific DNA replication termination at RTS1 barrier
Cellular component (GO): nucleus
Source: RefSeq, a predicted model, not a curated record